Molecule: messenger RNA, 699 nt
Organism: Effrenium voratum
Lineage: Eukaryota; Dinophyceae; Suessiales; Symbiodiniaceae
Source: the annotation of a GenBank genome assembly
CUUCCCGGAUGGACAUCAGCGUAGGUUUUGUUUUGUGAGCGAUGCUACCCAUGGCGCUGGAGCUCUCAAGAGUGCAGGUCAAGGACCUGGAACCUGCCAUUGACGAUGACACGGGUACUGACGCACUUGAGCCCGCUGGCUUGGCACGCGCCUAUUCCGCCCCGGAGAUCCUGCAGAAAUGCACGUGCCCGCGCUGCGGCAAGACAGCCAUGGGCUUCCGGCUGAAGACAGGUGCCGAGUGCUGCAAGGGGAGCUACAAGUGGAACAAGGAGUCCCCUACAACCGUGACUCUGGCGGACUUCCCGAAACGAGCUUGCGCUCACGCCCACGCAUCGGUAGCUUCAUUUGUGAAGUGCGAGUACCAUCGCUCCGGCAAGUGCAACCGAAAGGGCUGCCACGCCUGCCACUGCUGCCCCGCACCUCGACGCAACACCACCAGGUCUCCAACCCGAGAGACGCGCUCCGGCAAGAAGCCCACUCUGGACAAGAUCACGGAGAAGGUAAAGAAGGCGCUGAAGGAACGCAAAGGCCCACCCCAAGACGCCAUUCGUUCGCCAGCCUCAUCCCAAUGGCCGGAGGCUUCCGCUGCAGUUGAUAUGGCGUGCAGGCGAGUAUUCAGCUUCAAUGAUUGACUGUGAGCUGGGGAUGUUCGUGGAUGGUCCUUUUUCCGUAUUGGGUAAAUGACCUCCCAAGGUUUGC